AUGGCACCAACCGAUUUCUACUCGCGUUUAAAGUCAAAAAUUCUGGGAGAAAAGGAGGGCCCAGUGAAGCCGCCGAUGGAUACAAAUCUUGCUGUAGGCUUAUUGCUGGUCUACACGCUGAUCUACGUCGUCCCGUUCUAUCUCUCCUCCACCACACGUCCUUCUGCGAAUCUAUCUCGGGAUGCGCCGUCGGUGAUCCGGGGCCGCAUUGCUUCUGUAACCACUUCUUGCACAAUAUGCUCUAUAGCUACGUUCGUUAUCCUUUGCACGAUCGUUAAGGAUGGUACUUUUGGAGCAGCUUUCCAUGCUAUGGGAUGGUAUCCGAUUGGCAUUCUGGAAACGGUCAAGGCAGUUGGUCUGACCGCCGUCCUCUUCUUGGGACCUCUUUUCGAAGCCGGGAUCGUUCAAGGAGGAUGGAGGGACUGGAUUCGACUGCGAGGGUUGAGUAUGUUGAGUGGAUGGAUGGGUUAUAGAAAUAUAGUCGCAGGUCCGGUAACAGAAGAAAUCCUGUUCAGAUCUGCUUCCGUACCCCUCCUUCUCCUGUCUCAAACCUCGAACAAGACCAUUAUCUUCCUUACUCCGAUCAUUUUCGGCCUCGCGCAUGUUCACCAUUUUUACGAAUUCCGAAUAACUCACCCACAUACCCCUGUCACAGCAGCGUUCCUUCGAUCAUUGCUACAGUUCACAUACACAACAUUAUUCGGAGGAUAUGCAACAUUUUUAUACUUGCGGACUGGAAGUUUGUUGGCAGUUAUCCUGGUACACGCGUUCUGCAACUGGAUGGGAUUUCCAAGAUUCUGGGGCAGACUGACAUACGAUGCUGAUACUGUAAUUGGACCCGAUGUCGGUGACAAGAAGAGUGAGGAUGCGAAACAAUCAGUAAAUGAUGGCAGCCUCGGUGUAGGAUGGACAAUCGUCUAUUACAUUCUCUUGGUGGUCGGGGCUGUUGGCUGGAAGAAGCUGCUGUGGCAAUGGACAGCGAGUCCAUCUGCGUUAACUACUUUUCCAUGA
Messenger RNA from Glarea lozoyensis ATCC 20868, 1011 nucleotides. RefSeq lists its product as uncharacterized. The transcript has 4 exons. The record is from RefSeq and is a predicted model, not a curated record. NCBI's taxonomy places the organism in Eukaryota, Fungi, Ascomycota, Leotiomycetes, Helotiales, Helotiaceae. Gene Ontology annotation, biological process: CAAX-box protein processing. The coding region runs from base 1 to 1011 and encodes 336 amino acids. Gene Ontology annotation, cellular component: endoplasmic reticulum membrane. Gene Ontology annotation, molecular function: metalloendopeptidase activity.